GUUUUAGCAAAGAAAAGAAACAAAUAUAACAAAUCAAAGAAUAAUAAUAUAAUUUUUAGAAAUCAUUUAACGUCAAAAAGGACAAUCAAUUAUCAAUCUUUUAUAAUUUUAUAGCAUCAAUGUUUGUCAUGUAAGCAUGUUAAAGUACAUGGAAAUUUCCGUUGAGGAUAUUGGUUUUUAAUUAAUAGCUUUUAGUUUCACAAAAUCAUGUGCUGAUCGUUUGUUCUCUUUUGUCAUCAAAGCAUUUGCUAGACACAAGCGGAAAAUUGCGUUGAUUGUAUUUACGCGCACCAAUUUCCUAUGCAUACAUAGGGCGGUAUCAAGAAGAUGAAAUUUACAAGCACUAACGAUGUGGGGGAAAUUUGCAUGUAUAGUGAUCGAGUAACAAAUUAUAAUAUGAAUGAAACUUGUCAUCCACUGCCGAGUUAUAUGGUCUGUAUAAACAAUCGCUGACAUGAAUAAUUUUUAAGGGUAAAAAUUACAAGUUGUUUUUAAUGUGAAUUAUAUAAAUAAAUUCCUUUUUACGAUAUACCCCUUGAUGCCUAGAAAAAUAACAUAAUGACGUCAGCAUUUAUUGCAUUUAAAGCUCCAAUUUGAGCUACGAAAUUCGUGCAAGCACAGCGAUCGCUUAACUAGAAAACCACCCAAGAUAUCAACUCUAUUCAGGGGCGGAUCUAGGGUUAGGCAGCCUAGGCAAUUGCCUAAGCCUAAGCUUGGGCAAAAAAAAGGAAAAUAUGCCAUAUAGCAUAACUUGUGAAAGUAAUAAAUAUUUUUGUAAAUUUGUCUUGUAGUGCUAACUUUGCUUCGCCAACCUGGAUGCGCGUUGUUAGGAACUGUUUUUUUUUAAAAAUUCAAUAAGAAGUAAACCCGGGGCGAUUUUAGGCAAGAUACCGAUUCGCCUAAAACGUCCGUGGGUUUCCAAGUUUUAAAUGAAUGAAAAUCACGGGUGGAAGAAAAAACGCCUAAAACGUCCGUGGGUUUUCAACUUCAAAUGAAUGGAAUUCUUAAAUCGGAAGAAAAAACGCCUAAAACGUCCGUGGGUCUUCAACUUCAAAUGAAUAGAAUUCUAAAACCGAGAAGAAAAACGCCUAAAACGACCGCGGGUAAGUUUUACAUAAAUCUCUGUGCGGCCAAGGGUGUGUCCUUCUUUUUCAACAUGGAUUCCCUUGAUCAGGAGUACACUGUUGAAGAAGCUUUCAAGUCAAAUGAUUUGAAUAAAUUGAAUGAGUUGUAUGCAAAAUUGAAAAAAGAAAUUCUGGAUUCAGCUACCUUUUCGGAUAAUGAGAGGAUUAAUAAUGUUGGAAAGAAGUAUUUUCGCGAUCUAGUUGCUGAAACCUUUAUUCCAACCUUUGCUAAAGACAAAUUUAUUGCUUUGAAGUCACAAGCCUCAGGUAACUGUUUAUACAGCUCUGUAUCUUUGUUUUUGUGUGGAGAUAACUCUCUUGUUCGAAAACUAAGAACUUUGACAUCGUUAGAACUGUAUUUAAAUAGUGGCUUUUAUAUAAAGCAUCCCACUAUAAUUUCGGCAUAUGAGAAAGGCAAAGGAGUUUAUUUUAACAAUUUCAGAAACAUUUUAGGUGGUCUCUUAGUUUCACAUGCUGCUUUAGAUUCAGGUAAAACUGCUGAUGCUUUAAUUAAAGUAGAGGCAAUGCAUAAUAUAAAAAACUUUGAGUGGUGUAGUUUUGUUUGUGUUCUUGCACUGUCCUCAGCAAUUUCGAGGAACAUCAUUACACUAUAUCCAGACUGUGGUCACGCAAAAUUGAAACUUCUUUACAGUCAAAAUAUUGAACCUAGAGAUUCUGCAGUUUCUUCUACAAGUCUUCACAUUUUACUUUGUUAUUGUGGUACUUUACCGACACAAAUUGAAUUUAAACAUAAUCAUUUUGUGCCUCUAUUAUGUGGUGUACAUCCAAAAAGAAAAAUCAAGCAACCAUUGCCAAAACCUGUGAUUAAAAAAAAUAAGCAGUCAAAAUUGCCUUUCUGGGUAAAUAGACAUGGCAUGAAUGACCUAGGUAUUGCUUCUGACAGACCUACAGUAACAUUUCCUGCUGUCAAUAUGUCAACCAAAACAAAAAAUAUUCCAAUGUCAUCAAGUUCUACUGUUAAAUCAGUGACUAGUAUUAGUCCUGUAACUAAGCAAUCCUCUGGAGGUGCAAUAAGUUCUAUUAUUUCUGUGUCAACCGAAAUAACCUUAGCCAACGAUAUAGCUUCGUAUAUGAAUAAAGUUCAAAACAUGGAAUAUUCAGAAAUAAUUAAAUUAAUAAACGAAGUUUUCAUCCCUGAUAAUAACUAUAAAUUUCCUGUUAAAGAUGGUCGUUCCUUUAAAUUUGAUUGGUUAAAACAAUACACCUGGCUUUGUUAUUCACCUGCUUAUGAUGGUGGUUACUGUUUGCCAUGUGUUCUUUUUGGAAAUAAGUUUCCUAAUUUGUUAAAAAACAUAAGAAAUCUGGUAACACAGCCUGUUAAUGCAAAACGUUGUGCUACAACGUUGUUCAAAAACCAUGAAAAAACAUCUAGCUCUGUAAAAAGUCUUCACCAGGCAACAUUUUCACUGUUUACAACAUAUUUGAGCCAGCAUUCUGGUAAAAGCAAACCAAUUUCUGAACUUGUUGAUCAGCAAAUAAGUAAACAGAUUUCUGAAAAUAAAGCCAAACUUGAGCCAAUCAUCGAUACAAUUUUGUUGUGUGGAAGACUAAAUAUCCCUUUAAGAGGUCAUAGAGAUGAUAGCAGUUAUCAUCCUGAAGUAGGCAGUUACUCAUCUGGGGGAGUAGGUAAUUUCAUAGAAAUUUUAAAUUAUAGAGCUCGUGCAAACCCUGUUUUCAAAGAAACUCUUGACAACAGUGCAAAAAAUGCUACCUACAUUUCAAAAACAGCUCAGAAUGAGUUGAUUAAUUGUAUUGGUGAAGUCAUCACUGAAAAAAUUGUUCUUGAAAUAAAAGGCAGUAAAUUUUUUUCUAUUCUUGGUGAUGAAUGCAUGGACAGUUCAUGCAAAGAGCAAUUUUCUCUUUGUAUAAGGUUUGUUGACCAAAAUUGUGAUGUUAGGGAAGAAUUUUUAAGACUGGUUCAUUGUGGGGAAGGUUUGUCAGGUGAUGGUUUAUGUAAAAUUGUCCUAAAAUGUCUCGCAGAAGAUCUUCAGCUAAAUAUAAUGGAUUGUAGAGGUCAAGGUUACGAUGGUGCAGGUUCAGUGGCAGGUUUUAGAAAUGGUUUGGCAGCAAGAAUCCUACGCAUAAACCGAAAAGCCUUGUAUACGCAUUGCCAUAGCCAUCGAUUAAAUUUAGCAAUCUGUAAAACCUGUGGCAUUCAAGCAGUUGAGAAUGUUAUGGGACAGAUUAGAGACAUUUCAUUUUUUUUUAAUUACUCUGAAACUAGGCGGUUGAUUUUAGAACGUAAUAUCAAGGAACACUGUCCAUCAGCUACAAAAUAUAAAUUAUUUAAUGUUUGUGCAACAAGGUGGGUUGAGAGAAUUAAAGGUAUGGAGGUAUUUAAUGACCUUUAUGUAGCUAUUGUAAACACAUUAGAUGAAAUGAAUUUAAAUUUAAAUCAUGUUUGUAAUGCUGACACAUCCUCUAAAGCUCUUCCUUUUUUAAAAGUCCUAACCUCAUUUGAUUUCAUGGCUACAUUUAUGAUCACUAAAAAUAUUUUUUUGAUGACUUUACAAGUAACUGAGCUUUUACAAAGCAGAGCAAAUGAUAUCAUGGAUGGUAUACACAUGAUAGAUGCUCUCAAGUCUCGUACUACCAUGGUUAGAAACAACAUUGACUACUACCAUGAAAAGUGGUACAAAGAAGCUUCUGAUCUUGCUAAGGAACUACAUGUUACUGAGGCAAGUCCUCGAACCUCGGGUAUAACACUUUUUAGAUCCAACACACCAUCAGAAAAUCCUUCUGAUCAUUAUAAAAGGAAUAUUACAAUACCUAUGUUGGAUCAUUUACAUUCCGAACUUACUGGCAGGUUUGAAGAAAAAGCAUUGUCUUGCUAUAGUGGGCUAGCUAUUCUCCCAGAAAAAAUGCUGAGUCUUAUCAAAGAAAAUGUAGAUUGGAAAAAAAGGUUCAAUGCUUUCUUUCAAUUCUAUCUAGAAGACUUGCCCAAUGUUCAAUCUAUCGAACAUGAAUUGGAACUUUGGGAAAUUUACUGGAAAUCAUAUGAAGGGCCUAUACCUAACAACAUUUCCUCCACAUUGAAAUCUGUCAAUUUUACUGGGUUUGAAAAUGUAAAAGUGGCCUUGAGAAUUUUAGCCACUUUACCUGUGACUUCUUGCGAGUGUGAAAGGACAUUUUCAGCCAUGAAGAGGUUAAAAACAUUUACUCGCACAACCAUGGACUCAGAUAGACUAAAUGGCUUAGCCUUAAUGCAUGUACAUCAAAACAUCAUUCCUAAUAUUUCUGAUGUUAUUGAGAAAUUUUCAUUGAAAAAUAGACGAUUAAACUUUAAGUGAAUUACAUUAUUACCUUCUUCAUAAAACCUUACUUCAAGUUAUUGUAGAACACUUCUUUUAUUAUAUAUACAUAUGUACCUCUUAUUUUACCAUACCUAUUCUUUUGCCUAAAUUAUACUUAUAUUAGUAUAUGCCUUAUCAUUGCCUAAAUUAUACUUACAUUUUUAUGUACUUACCUUACCUAUUUUUGACAAAAAUGUUUUCUGUAACUUUAAUUCUCGAGUUGCCUUUGUGGCCUCUCCUGGAAGCAAUUGACUGUAACAAAGCACCUCCAGAGUAAGGUCCAAAUUUCACAAUCAAUUUACGUAAUUACUUAAGUUCUGUUUUUCCUAAAUUUUGUGUGUUUUUUAUUAUGAUUGUUUUUACCUUUAGCCUUUUACCCUAUCAUUUUGACUGGUCUUGAUGCAAAUAAUUGUAUCUGUUGAGUGGCGCUCCAUUCACUUCAUGGUUUGUUGUUUGACAAUUGAUCAUUUAUUUUGAUUUCAAUGCUAGAUUCAUUCGUCCAUUGGUAUUACUUCUGUUUCUGCUUAUAUACAAGUGAAGAAGAAAGAAGAAAGAAGAAAAAUUGUUUGCCUGGUUAUUAGAUUAACCUCAAAUUUAUAAAAAACAUUAUUCUGGCAUAUACAAAACGUCGGAAGAUAGUAAAAAGACGGGAGUAGUUAUCGCAUUAUGUAUCAAAACUUUUAUUUGUAUUUUAUAUUAUUAUAUAGCCUUAGUAGCCGAAAAGCACUUGUUACCACCUCGAAAA
Molecule: messenger RNA, 5183 nt
Organism: Hydractinia symbiolongicarpus
Lineage: Eukaryota; Metazoa; Cnidaria; Hydrozoa; Anthoathecata; Hydractiniidae
Product: 52 kDa repressor of the inhibitor of the protein kinase-like
Exons: 2
Coding region: 992-4435 (1147 amino acids)
Molecular function (GO): protein dimerization activity
Source: RefSeq, a predicted model, not a curated record